Messenger RNA from Leptopilina heterotoma, 1141 nucleotides. It is a transcript of the gene Sptr, whose product is annotated as sepiapterin reductase. The coding region runs from base 289 to 1074 and encodes 261 amino acids. Gene Ontology annotation, biological process: tetrahydrobiopterin biosynthetic process. Gene Ontology annotation, molecular function: sepiapterin reductase (NADP+) activity. The record is from RefSeq and is a predicted model, not a curated record. The transcript is spliced from 3 exons. Lineage: Eukaryota; Metazoa; Arthropoda; Insecta; Hymenoptera; Figitidae.
AUUUAAAUGACUUUUUUUUUGUUUACAAAAUACAACACAAAAGUACAAUAUGUCAAGUUCUAUUAAUUCUUAUUUUUUAAAUUAAAAAAGAGUUUUAAUUCUUUCUAUACUAUACUGUAUAUUUCUAUUUUUCUCGUCGUAGAAUUAAUGUAAGAGUGUAAUGUAAAUAAUAGUGUAAAUAUUGUGUCGAUAAUAAAAUAGUUUCAAAAAUAAGUUGAUAUUUGGAAAAAAUUAAAUUUUAUAUUUGAUUUUUAAUAUAAAGAAAAACAAAAUUAACAAGCAGCAAAAAUGAAAAUAUUUUCCGACAAAGUAUUUCUUCUUAUUACGGGAGCAAGUCAAGGAAUUGGUGAACAAAUUGCAAAAUCUUUUGCCCCCUUAUUACCAGCCGAAUCACAAGUUUUACUUCUGGCAAGAAAUGGAGAAAGUUUAAAUCGAGUGAAACAAGAAUUGCCGAAUAAUUUAAUGGUAAAUACUGUCAGUGUUGAUCUUUCAUGUGCAUCAGCUGAAAAUUUAACUGAAAUUUUCCGCAAUUCUGUAAAAGAAGAAAAUAUUUCACAGUUUAGCGAAGCUGUUAUUAUACACAAUGCCGGUUCUCUGGGAAAUAUAAGUCAAAAAACUCUUGACAUGUUGGAUUUUGACGUGUGGCGAAAAUACUAUGAUUUAAAUGUAUUUUCUCCGUCAGUGCUGAAUAAUGUUUUUGUCAAAUUUUUCAAUGGACGUGUGAAAAAGAAGAUUUUCGUCAUUAACAUAACUUCGCUUUGUGCACUGGAACCGAUGAAAUCAAUGGGUUAUUAUUGUUCCGGAAAAGCAGCUAGAGAAAUGUUCUUUAAGGUAUUCGCUAAAGAAAAUCCAGACAUAAACGUACUGAAUUAUUCACCAGGUCCCGUAAAAACUGACAUGUUCCAUGACGUGUGUAAAAAUGUCGGCGAUUUUGAAGUGAAGGAAUCAUUUAAUGAAUUAAAUGUCAAAAAUACAGUUUUAACCACUUUGCAAACAGUGAAUCGUCUUCUAAAAGUUCUCGAGGAACAAAAAUACGUUUCCGGCGAUCACAUCGAUUAUUACGAUUCUCUAUAAAAUUUUACUUGCUUUUUGUAAAUUUUAUUUGAACAAGAGAUAUUUUCAGGGUUGACAAAAAAUUUGG